AUGGCACAAGCCGAGUCCUUCGUCAUCAAAACCCCCUGCUCAAGCGCCAACAUCGGCCCCGGCUUCGAUGUCAUCGGCCUGGCGCUGUCCAUGUACCUAGAACUGCACGUCGCCAUCGACCGGUCCAAAGCCCAGUCCGAGCACCCGCUCAACUGCCGCAUCACGUACGAGGGCGAGGGUGAGGGCACCGAUGAGAUCAGCCUCGACCCUCAGGUCAACCUGAUCACCCGCGUUGCGCUGUACGUGCUGCGAUGCCAUGGCCAGCGCAGCUUCCCCGCCGAGACCCACGUUCACAUCAAGAACCCCAUCCCGCUAGGCCGGGGGCUAGGUUCGUCCGGUGCGGCCGUCGUGGCGGGGGUGAUGCUGGGGAAGGAGUGCGGUGAGCUACACGAUCUCACACCCGAGAGGUUGUUUGAUUUUUGCUUGAUGAUCGAGCGCCACCCGGACAAUGUUGGCGCUGCUCUCUUCGGCGGCUUUGUGGGCACCUACCUCAAGCCGCUGACACCGGAGGAUGUGGCCCGCGUGGAGAUCCCCCUGAGCGAGGUGCUCCCCGCGCCGGCCGGCGGCGUCGACACGGGCGCCAAGCCGCCGUCGCCGCCGCACGGCAUCGGCCACCACAUCAAGUUCCCCUGGGCCCCUGAGAUCAAGGCUGUUGCUAUCAUCCCCGAGUUUGAGGUCCCCACAGCGAAGGCGCGCGAGGUGCUGCCGUCACAAUAUCCCCGACCAGACGUGACCUUCAACCUCCAGCGCAUCGCGCUCCUCCCCGUAGCACUCGGACAGUCGCCGCCCGACCCGGAACUCAUCUACCUGGCAAUGCAGGACAAGCUGCACCAGCCGUACCGGCAGACGCUGAUCCCGGGCCUGACGGAGAUUGUCGAGUCCAUGACCCCCGGCACGCAGCCGGGCCUGCUGGGCGUGUGCCUGUCGGGCGCGGGGCCGACCAUCCUCGCGCUGGCCACCAGCAACUUCGCCGAAAUUGCCGACCGCAUCAUCGCCAAGUUCAAGGAGAACAAGAUCGUCUGCAACUGGAAGCUGCUGGAGCCGGCGGAUGGGACGACCGUGACGAGGGCGUAG
Chaetomium globosum CBS 148.51 is the source of this 1074-nucleotide messenger RNA. RefSeq lists its product as uncharacterized. Lineage: Eukaryota; Fungi; Ascomycota; Sordariomycetes; Sordariales; Chaetomiaceae. Gene Ontology annotation, biological process: L-threonine metabolic process. The transcript is spliced from 3 exons. Bases 1 to 1074 code for a protein of 357 amino acids. Gene Ontology annotation, molecular function: ATP binding; homoserine kinase activity. The record is from RefSeq and is a predicted model, not a curated record.